AUAAAUAUAUAACAUAAAUGUUGCUUCAAAUCAAUGUUUUUUACUAGAAUCUUUAUUUAUAAUUCUAUUAUCUGUAGAUAGUGAUCCAUCCCACUCAACUGAAGCCUCUACAUAUACCAGGAGACAGAGAGAUGGAAAAGCUGACGCCGUUAAGCCACCUCUUCAUGACGGUGUUUUUGUACAGCUUCUCCACGUUUAUGGUGGUUCCGGCCAUGACGGACGUCAUCAUGUCCGCCGUCUGUCCCGGGGAAGACGAGUGUUCCGUUGCCAUUUACCUCACCGGCGUUCUGCAUGCGGUUGUGGGACUGGGAACACUGGUGAUGAUGCCUCUCAUAGGAAAUCUUUCGGACACUUAUGGGAGGAAAGUCAUGCUUACUGCUCCUAUGGUUCUCGCAAUUUUCCCAUCCGCGAUACUGGCGUACAGCAGGAGUCCGUACUUUGUGUAUGCCUAUCUGGUGAUUAAAACUCUGACUUCCAUGUUAUGUGAAGGAAGUGUGUUCUGCAUUGCCCUGGCCUAUGUGGCGGACAAUACAGCAGAAAAGCGUAGGGGAUCAGCGUUUGGGAUUUUAUCAGGCGUCACAUCUUGUGCUUUUGUAUGCGGAAAUUUAUUCACUCGCUUCAUCUCUACCUCCUCUGCUUUCCAGGUUUCUGCAGCAGGGACGGUAAUUGCAGUUGUGUAUAUGAGGAUCUUCCUACCAGAAUCUGUUGCAGGUGUAGGCAUUGCUGGUACUGGUGAUAAGACCGAGGAUGAAUCUCUUUUGGUAAAAGAUUCAUCAGAGAAUCUACAACUCUUCAAGAAUAUGCCUUCUUUUCGUGAUACCAUCUCUUUAUUGAAAACUAGCCCUACCUUUUCACAAGCUGCUGCUGUUGCAUUUUUUACCACUCUUGGGGAGGUUGGCCUUUAUACAUCGAUGCUGUACUUUUUGAAGGCUCAAUUUCACUAUAGCAAGGAUCAGUUUGCUGAUCUCAUGGUGAUUAAUGGGAUUGCUGGAACAAUAUCACAGAUGGUUCUCAUGCCCCUAGUUGCUCCUUUUAUAAAAGAAAAGAAAAUACUUGCAAUAGGGCUUUUUUUCAGCUGUGUACAUAUGUUGCUGUACAGCAUUGCAUGGUCUUCCUGGGUUCCUUACAUGUCUGCUAUGGUCACUGUUCUGGCUGCUAUUGGAUCUCCUUGUGUACGGAGCAUUGCAUCCAAGCAAGUUGGCCCAAGUGAGCAGGGAAAGGCUCAAGGGUGCCUGACAGGCAUAUGUUCUAUUGCCAAUGUUAUUUCUCCCCUGGCUUUCAGUCCUUUAACAGCUUUAUUCCUCUCUGAGAGUGCACCAUUCCAUUUCCCUGGUUUCAGUCUUAUGUGCGCUAGUUUUCUUGUGAUGAUAGCAUUCAUAUUGAGCAUUAUGAUGAGGGAAGCUCCUGUCGCAGAAACUUCCACAGAUGACAAUCCUGCCCCCAGUUCAGACUUAAAUGAGUGUACAGUAUAGGUCUAUAGCAGAAACAUGUCUCUCUUAUCUCAUGUAUAGUAUAGGUCUUAAGCAGAAACAUGUCUCUCUUAUCUCAUACUUCCGGGUGUUUCCUACAAUAGACUUGUUAAAUGCACCAGGGCAUGCGAAGCUCGGAAGUCAGAAGACAGCAGCAAGUCAGGUGUAAGUAAGAACCCUGAAAUUUACGGCCCCUUGUAAAAUUUACAUGUAUCGUUGUAAUUACCCUGUGACAGUAGAAACUUAAAAGUUCAUGGAUAAUAUAUAAGCAUUUCCCGACUUUUAAUUGGCAUAAUUAUAUCUUCAUCAUCUUACAGAACCGACUUCAAGAAUCUCUAUGACAUUGUUUUUUUUUUUAAA
Molecule: messenger RNA, 1829 nt
Organism: Daucus carota subsp. sativus
Lineage: Eukaryota; Viridiplantae; Streptophyta; Magnoliopsida; Apiales; Apiaceae
Exons: 15
Coding region: 132-1472 (446 amino acids)
Biological process (GO): transmembrane transport
Molecular function (GO): transmembrane transporter activity
Source: RefSeq, a predicted model, not a curated record